Ostrinia nubilalis (European corn borer) is the source of this 581-nucleotide messenger RNA. RefSeq lists its product as uncharacterized. NCBI's taxonomy places the organism in Eukaryota, Metazoa, Arthropoda, Insecta, Lepidoptera, Crambidae. The transcript has 5 exons. The record is from RefSeq and is a predicted model, not a curated record. The coding region runs from base 45 to 566 and encodes 173 amino acids.
GAGACUCCGCGGCAUGGCAGAAUGGUGAGCUGGAGAAACAGAUCAUGUCGAUUCAAGAAGAGUUGCGCAAGAGUGACUACCCAUGGGACGGCGACGACGACCUUGUUAGAGAGAACAACAAGCACAAGCAGGUGAUGGAGUGCAUCGAGUCUUUGAGGGACCAGCUGCCUAUACUGCGAGAGAAGAUCAAGAACGCCAAAGUCUGCGGGAUAGAUUGCAAAUUAAAACACGACGAUUUGAAUAUCAACUUGGAUAUUUUAACUCCUGCGGAGUUACUUCGCACAGUCAAGAGAUUCGAGAGACUGAAGACUGAUCUAAUCAGUACACUCCGUAGUAAGGAGUGGCGUUUAGAUUCAGAGUCUAAGUUGUUUGUGAGGGUGAACGACCAACGCACGUACCUCCAGAAUGAGCUGCUGAUAUGCCAGAACAACAUCUUGCGUUUGCAGAAGAACGGACCUUAUUGGCAGAACGUUCCGCGAAAGAGCGACGAGCGAGUGCUGGACCCAAAGCGAGGACCUAUAAAGAAGAUGUUCUCGGAGCGUCUCCCGCCCAUUCCCACGCAAUGACGUCGUCCGCUGUAA